Molecule: messenger RNA, 14116 nt
Organism: Macrosteles quadrilineatus (aster leafhopper)
Lineage: Eukaryota; Metazoa; Arthropoda; Insecta; Hemiptera; Cicadellidae
Product: E3 ubiquitin-protein ligase MYCBP2-like
Exons: 78
Coding region: 258-13865 (4535 amino acids)
Cellular component (GO): nucleus
Source: RefSeq, a predicted model, not a curated record
GUUCCUGUUCGGUUUGGCGUCGUGUUUUGUUUUGGUGUUCGUGCGUCGUUCAAAUUUCGAUUUCCACGGGCGUUUAAUCGUGAUUUCGGUUAUAAUUCGGUUCGCGUUAUCCAAAAGUCGGUAAUCCUGAGAUAACCUUCUAAUCGAAUAAAGCUAGUGCAUCAUGUAAAUAAUAUUCAUUCCAGAAAAGCCGAAUGAUUUUAUAAUUGUCAACUCAACCUCUCAAGGAAUAGGCCUUAGGCCUGUCCUAGCCUGCAAUGUUCCCAGAGCCAGAUUCUAUUGGGAAGUAUUUCCACGAACUUUUCAAAGUAUUGCCUGAUCAACAAAAGAGAAAGUCGGAAUGGAAGAAAUCAAAAAAAGGAAAAAGCCCCAGGGGAAAAGACAAAAAGAAGACCAAGGUGGAGGCACUCGGAGAUGUAUCAAGCCCCCCCGAGGUGGAGUUGCCAGGAAAUGCAUCAAACUUUGCUGUGUUUGCGACCGUUAGAAUGGUCGUAUUGGAGAAUUGGAUGAAGGAGGCAUGUGAAAUCUACCUCCAGUCUAGUGGUAGUUCGCCAACCACAUGUGUGGCAACCGAGUCUGAUACAGAUGAGGAAGAGCAAGAUGGAGAAAAGGACCAGAGUACUCCGCCUCGCAUUCCGAAGAUUGUUGGAGUCGGACUGCGCAGUGUGUUUGAGCUAAUCAGAGAGAGUCGCUUCACAUAUCCGGAGCUAUGUACCAAGGCUCUCAGUGCGCUGCUGGACGUGGUUCAAGGUCAACAGCCCGAAGGUCUGAAAGCCGAGCCUGCUGAAGUCAUUGAGCCGUUGUUCAAACUAUUACUCGAGCUUGCCACCGGAGUUGGCAGUGAGGCGGCCGGGUCUCGCAAUGACGGAGCCAGUCUGACAGCCGUGGCGUGUGCUUGUCUGUUGAGUCUGGUGGUGGUACGAGGAGACACAGGGAAACUGCUGACUGCCACCUCAGCACUGCUCAUGGCCCCUCGUACACUGGCGGGACAGAACAUCACGUUGCCUAAUGCUGUGGCAGCUCUACAGAGAAGUGUUCACGGUGUUUUGUUGGGGAAAGUUAUCAGACCAGAUUGGAUCACUCAUGGAGUACCGAAAACUGCCAAACUGACAUCCUUCAAACUUAAACUGCCUGGAGAUGGCGGAGGCGUAUCAGCAGGUCGAGCCCUGGCUAGUGAUGGUCACUACCUCUACCUUCAUUGUCCCCGAGGAUUGUUUAAGAUCGGCUCAGGAUACUCAGGGACUAUCCGUGGACAUGUUUAUCUCUACAAACCCGACUUCUACUGUGACAAGCGUGGCUGGUUAGGCUUCGCUCAGGGUUCGCUCUACUAUCGCAGUCUGGACAAAGCCGAACUGGUGGUGAUUGACACAAACAACCUCAGCGUUCAGCAGAUCAUCCGGGUAGAGGUAGAGGGGGUUAUGUUUUCUGAUGGUGACCAGCUUGGAAUGGUGACGGCCACGAGAGAUGACAGUUUUGUGGUGCGGACACUGAACCUGUCCGGUGGUCCAGUGGGAGCCGGCGCAGAACUGCCACUGAAGCUGGCGCGCAAGUGUGUGGACGUGUUUGGCACUGCAGCGUUUGACGAGGACAGCAACAUACACACCCUCAACACGGGCUGCGAUGACGAGGUGUCCACCGUCACUGCGGGCAAGGACUUCUGUCUAAUACGGACAACAUCUGGCAAGGUGCUGUACACUGGCAAAGCGUCUGCGCUGGGUCUCAAGCAGGGUGCUGCCGGGGGAGGGGGGAAGUGGCAGGAGCUGGUUGUGGCGAAGGCUCCUAGGAUAUCCCAUGUGGCUGCAGGCCAUGACGGACUACAUGCUAUACUGUUGGCCGAGGACGGCAGCGUCUACUUCACCGGCACUGCACGUAGAGGGGAGGACAGCGAUUCCAACAAAGGAAGACGACAACUGAAGGCGGUUAAGCCCAAGAAACUCACCAAGAUGGAGUCAUCGUUUGUUGUGACGGCAGCUUGUAACAACGGGACGACAGCAUUGGUCACCAAAGAUGGGGAAGUUCACAUGUUCGGCAAAGACACCACUCACUGUGAUCCAGCUUCGGGUCUAGUUACUGAUUUGAAGGAUGUACAUGUCACUCAAGUAGCUUUGGGCAAGGCUCAUGCAGUCGUGCUUACCAACAAAGGACAAGUCUUCACAUUCGGGAUUAAUAACAAGGGCCAGUGUGGCCGAGAGUUUGCCCUGCAGGUCAAAGAAGCUCAAACGGUGGUCGCCAUGGAGAUGGCUGUAGAGGAGGAGGGGGGAGAGGAGGAGGAAGGCGAGUGGGAGGAUGCACAGGACGCAAUGUGUGCGCCUGGACAACACAAGUGGAAGCAUGAUUUGUGCAUGGUGUGCACCGUUUGUCGGGAGUGCACAGGCUAUAGCAUUAGCUGCCUCAGCUCCAUGCGACCGGACCGCAAUCCUGGACAGGAGUGUGGUUGUGGGGAAGGUGACUCAGGCUGCGCAGAGUGCGGAUGUUGUAGGAUCUGCGCCAAGGAGAAUGUCGACAACUCGGAGUUGGCCAUCCUGGGGCCGAGCGGCGCAGGAGACAUAGCGGGCAUGAUGCGGCUCGAUCUCAUCUUUGGAGGACGACAUGGAGCAAGACUACAAGAUCAUCUUCAACGGAGACUAGAGGAGCGUAAACAGAGACAAAGAGGAAAGUUGGGCUCAAAACAUAACGGACUGAAGCUGAAAGGAGCUAACAACCGAGCGGGGCCUAGCGCUCCGAUCAUGCCUGCUCCUGCCAAGCCGCCCAUACCAUUCAGGAGCACUGCACCUCCUGCUCUUGUUGUAGAAGAGGUUGCUGGAGGGAGUGAUGUAGAACGGGAGGCGAGUAGAGUUUCCUCUCUACCUCCUGGGAAAGUUCAUCUACCUAGCGACUCUCCUGUGGUGCAGAUAUCAUGUGGACUCCAUCAUACUGUGCUGCUUACACAGAAUGGAGAAGUGUUAACUUUCGGUAGCAACAGCUAUGGCCAACUAGGAGUAGGUGACAUGUUGACUAGAGGAGGACCUGUGGUAGUGAAACUGCCUGGUGUAGCUACAGGUAUAGCAGCUGGCAGCAACCAUACUGCUGUACUGCUGGCCAAUGGACAAGUCUACACGUUUGGCAGCUAUCAGAAGGGCCAGCUGGGUCGAGCCCCGCCUGAAGGAGUGUCAGCGCUAAGUGGGUCUGGUGGGGGUAGGAAGGGUGCAGGGUGGCACUGUACCCCCACUAGUGUGCCUGGGGUAGGCCCCCGUCACGGUCGUAGAGCUACCUGGGUCGGGGCCUCGGCUGAUCAGACAUUCCUGCGGAUAGACGAGAGCCUCAUUAACCCAUUCACACUCAAACAGAGCACCGUCAUGGCUAACAAAGCUUGCAUAUUGCUGCUGCCCACCCACUGUGAGUUGUCCAAGUCAUUCAAGUGUCUGGUGAUCAACAAGAGGGAUGGUAACUGUGCCAGCUUCCAAGGGGCCGACCAGGUGGACUUUACCAGCACAGCUGCUUGUCUCGACCCUCUCUACAACAUACUGUGGAGCUACAGCGAGACGGGAGACUCGCCUGAAGUAGUGUGUCACCACGUAGUGUGCUGUGAGACUCGGCUGGAGGUGGCAGCGUGUAUACUGUCUCCGCAACUGUCACUGCCAUGGACCCCAGGGUGUCUGGUGACUAGGACACAGGCUGCGCUUCAUCUGCUGGGAGUGCUGGACACACUGACAGCCGCGCAGGAACGCAGACUCACUCUGUGUCCACAGGGCGACACCGCAGACCCGCAGGACAAGGUGUUCAUUUGGGACGACUUCUCUACGGUCAACCGGUUUGAAAGCCAUGGUGGAGGCUGGGGCUACUCAGGACACUCAAUAGAAGCCAUCCGCUUCAUGGCUGACACAGACAUCCUGCUGGCUGGCUUUGGCCUGUUUGGAGGCCGUGGUGAAUACACAGGCAAGAUCAAGCUCUACGACAUCGGCAUGGAGGGAGGCGAGCAAGAGAAUGACGGAGACAUGGUGGCCGAGACAGAAGAGGUGCCUUACGAGUGUGGUCCCAGGAUGAAGUACCCGAUGCUCUUUGACGAUCCUAUUCCCCUACAGGCCAACCGUUGGUACGUAGCGUGGGCUCGAGUCAGUGGACCAUCCAGUGACUGUGGCUCUAGUGGCCAAGGGAUGGUUUGCACAGAAGACCAGGUGGUGUUCUACUUCAAGUCGUCCAAGAAGUCCAACAACGGUACAGAUGUCAACGCAGGUCAGAUCCCCCAGCUGUUGUACCGUGUGGUCACUCCUGAGAAUCAAACUGCUGCAAGACAGACAGACUGUGCUGAGCCUGUGUACAUACUCAGCAAGGAGUUCUCCAGAGCUGUGUCUACUGAUUGUUUCCGCUCGCUGCUGAGUCUGCUGCAGUGGUCCUGGGCAACAUUCAAGUCCGCCCUGGUGCAGACGACAGUCACUGUAGUCCCCGGCACUGGCAGUUCCACCACUAGUCACCUGGUUGCUCUGCUGGACCUGGAGAGACUGGUUUAUAUCUGCAGAGCCAGUCUGCGGCUGAUCAAGACUUACAUCAAUGAGAUAUACCCCAAUAGAGUGUCACACAAGAAGGUCGCCCAGGAGUCAGUAAGGCUUGCCGAGUGUGUUGGUGAUGUUAGAGCGCUGCUACGUACCAUCCUGUCAGACUCUCUGCCCUCCCUACGCAAGAAAACUCAGGGGAGUCAGCACAGCAAGAUGUGUUUGGAGAUCUUAGAAGAGUGUCACCAGACGUUUGUGGCCUGUUUUCAUGCUUUCUAUCCCACGGCUUUUCUCAAGUGGACAGCACUAUGUGAUCUCUUAGCUUCCAUGGAAAUGAACGCAGACAUAGACCGGCUGGUGAGUGCCGUUGUGGCAGCACUGUGCAGUCCUACCGUAAGACUCCGCUCUACAUUUCCCAUCCCCACCUCACCUGACGGGGACUCCCAGCAUCCUCUGCGGCGACAGCUGUCCCCCUCAGACAACUCGGGACUACCCAUGAUGCCUGGAGUGGACACCCACCACUACCCCAUCUUGGUGGAACAGAUGAGCAUACGCAACCAGGUGGACGCAGGAUCCGUGUGGCAGUUCAAGGACGUGUUGGAUCGUCUGCUAGACAUUGUCACACAGAGUAUACAGCAGGCGCUGUGUCUAGAGAGAGUUUCUCACUCCACACAGCUGGUAACCAACUGCUGCCAUCUACUGGCCAAGGUGGUAGCUGAACUGGCAGCUCAGGCCAGAGGCAUUGAUGAGGACCUGGAAGGGGUUUGUGGUCGAGUUCUUCACGCGACACCCAACAGAUUCACACGGACCAACCAGAGCCGAACUUGGAACACGGGGAAUGGGUCACCAGACGCCAUCUGCUUCAGUGUGGACCGUGGCGGAGUGGUGGUGGCGGGGGUUGGUGUCUAUGGUGGCACUGGCACCUACGACUACGAGCUGGAGAUACUGGACGAUGUGAGCAACUCUAACAGUGAUGCUUCCCAUGGUCAACGCUGGAACAGUCUGCAGCUAACGAGGGGAUCUUUUGGACCUGACGAUUGCGGCACUGACGACAUUGUGGAGCUAAUGUUCGACUACCCUGUCUACAUCAAGGAGAACGUGAAGUACGCCAUCAGAUUGCGUAAUCACGGUGGCCGCACUAGCAACGGUGACGGAGGUGUCAGCUCAGUCAAGGGCCCAGAUGGAGUGAUGUUCACCUACUCUACUUGCUCUUUGAACUUCAACGGAACGACACCUACACGUGGACAGAUACCGUACAUCCUCUACUUCAGUAACCCACAAGACUCAGAGGCAGUUGCACGAGGUCGAGGCGUUGUGGAACGUGAGGCUCGACGCGCGACACUCUCUCUCUGCGGGGCUGUGGUGUCACGCAGCGCAGAGUUGCUAAGUCUCGCGCGCGCCAGAGUCACUGAGGAGCCUCCUACUUGUACUGACGUGUUGGGAUCUGCCUGUCUGGUCACCACACUGCUGCCUCUCACACUGGCUCAUGUCAGUCCUUUGGCCACCUCGGACCCCAGGAGUGGAGUGCAAGUGCUGGGACUGAUUCAAGAGUUGUUACCUCAUGUGUCUGCCUUGAACCUGCUCAGUUGUGAGAUGGGCAAGUCUGUCACCUCCGUGGACACUAUCAGCUGUCCCGACACCCAGAACACCACCAGUCACCAUUAUGUCUGGGUGCAGAGUGAUCACCCGUACAAGCCUGCCACUGUCUACAACUACAGAGUUGUUUUCCCCGAGAGUGUCAAAUGGGUUUGUGUGGAGUUUGCCUCGGAGUGUUGUACAGCUCAGGCGGAGGACUCACUACAACUGUAUAUUCCCGCUUGUCCUGCCCCAACACCCCCGCCUGAGGACUCCCCCCGCUACUACCCUGUAUUGCACCGCCUCAGCAACGUACCUGCCCAGUGGCCUCAGUCUGCUGUGGUGUUACCUGGCAAUGAGGUGAUAUUUUCCCUUGAAACCGCAUCUGACUAUGUAAAGGACGAGAAAGCUUCGUUCUACGGGUUCAAGUGUUUGGUGAUUGGCUACGAAUGGUCGCAAGGGUCCACAGAGGGACUGAGACACCUAGAGACAGAAUUGGCCUUCCUCGGUGGCAUGUGUGCUGCGUCUCUCAUGAAACGUGACCUCGUCCUGCCUGUGUCCUCAGUGGAGGAGUUGGAAGAAGACAUAGAAGCUGUGGAGGACAUCGCUCAACUGAUCUACACCAAACACUCGAGUCUGCUGGGCAAAGGAUUUGCGCUCUCCAGUGCUCCUACCAUCAACCAGGCGCUCGAAGGAGUUCUCCCAUUCAGCUGCCACUGCAAUGAGCGGCUGUUCCUGCGGGACCUUGUACUCUGCACCCCUGGCACCUCCGGAGGACGACUGGCUCGCUGGCUACAGCCGGAGUCCCACGUGGACCCGAGCCACAGCCAGCUGGUGUUCCCCAGGGAUGAUCUCCGGUGUGGUUGGCCGGCAACUCUCACACUCACCACCAGGGACCAGUACGGGGAGGUGGUGCACGCGCCUAACCUCAAGAUUGAAGUAAAAGCGGUUCCAAUAGACAAAAAGGAGGCAGGAGAUGGACGCAAGAUGCGACGUGUUAGUCAGCCAGAUGAGUUGACGUUUGGUGGACAUGCUCAACCAUGUCUAGACACGCCUUAUGAGGCCACUGUGCGAGAUCAGAUGUGCUACAACGCAAUCACUAUGAUGAAAGUUUACGAGAACUACUCGUUUGAGGAGCUCCGUUACACUUCUCCAGCCGUCAAGCGCUCUAGCGAGAACAUGUUGGUGCGGCCCAAUGGAGACGGAACCUACAGCGCUACCUGGACACCAGGGUCUGUUGGCUGGUACUGUGUCAACGCUACUAUCGACAGCUACAAUAUGGAAGAGACGCAGAAGGUGGAAGUGAAGGAUCCUCCGCAGGGCAUCACUCCCCCUACACAGAGCCACACGCCGCGCAAGGCAACACAUCAGCCAAGCAGAUUGCGCAAGUUUGUGGCGCGCAACAGUGCAGGCCUGCGUGUGCGUGCUCACCCUUCCCUGCAAAGCGAGCAGAUAGGAGUGGUGCAUGUCAAUGGCACUAUUGCUUUCAUUGAUGAGAUACACAAUGACGAUGGUGUCUGGCUGCGUCUCACGCAGGACACUAUCAAGCAGUAUUGUCAGAGUGGUCACCCGGAGGCUUGGUGUCUGCAGUAUAAUCAGCACCUUGGCAAGACUCUACUAUUGCCUCUGCAGGAACCCAAGAGUGUGCUGAGUCAAGUCAGCAGCAGGACUCCUCAGCAAGAGGCGCCGAGGAAAGUGCCGGUGGCUACUAGUUAUAGAGUGGUCAAAUGUGGGGCCUCGGGUCACAAUGUGCGUAGUAGUCCUAGCCUCACUGCUCCUCCCAUUGGCAUGCUUCACUUUGGAAACCACAUCACUGUCAUCAACCAGAUGAGCAACAAGGAAGGACUAUGGGUCCAGUUGGACAAGGAGACUAUCAGCAAUUGCUGCUUCAACCUGGAGGAAGAAGCUUGGUCUUUGGCUACUGACAAGAACCAGUUUGUAUACCUUCGACCCGACGGACAAGACAAGGAACCUGAGGCAGGUCCAAGUGGUCGGGGAGCUGUGGAUGUAUUCAGUCCCUCACUGCCUCGGUCUACACAGCGAGGCUUUGACUUCGCCGGCCCUGAGAGCCCCGCUGUGCUGUUCCCCGCUUUCUCCACUCCCCCCGCUGUUCCUACAACCACAAACCCCUUCGUGUUUGGUUCCUCCUUACCAGCAUCAGCCCAAAAAGAUGAUGUUAAACCUCCAUCUAAAGAUCCAUUCAAGUUAUCAUCGAGCUUGAAGUGGUUCAAGUCUGGCGAUGAGCCAAAACCUCCAAUACCAAAAGUUUCUUCAGCAAGCAAAGACAUGCCACCAGAGCUAGUUGGUGUCUCUGUCAAAGAGCUAGUCAAGGCUAUUGGAGAAAGCCGAGCCAACGGCAACGGUUCCACGCCUCCUGACACACCACGUCGCUUGUCUCGUAGUUCAUCUCCGCUGGUAUCGCGUCACUCCGACAGUCGUAGUUCUAGUCCAGUACCCAUACCUGCUUUACCCGGCAAGCAUAGGACCCAAGGAGGACGUCCCCUAGGUGGGGUGUUCCUAGACAGCUGCAGCAGUAGUCCUCAAGCACCUGGAUCUCCCAGGAGUAUUGGAAUUUCACCUCUAGUGUCAGGUGGGAUGCACGACAGCACGUCUCACAGACGAGGAUCGACUCAGAGUGACACGAGUGCGCUGGUGAGCAGCCUCACCCGAGACCUCACUCCCAGUCCGAGCGGCAGCGCGACAUCGCUACACAGCGGCAAGAGUGUCAACAUGGCCGACGUGCAGCGAAAAACUCAGGAAAGUGACUCGAGCUCCAAAUCGAUGGCUGUAGCAGGCACACAGACUUCCCCAGAAGCAGUGAAAGGUCACUUCGUCAUCGGCGCAGGUGGUUCGCGUGACGAAGCGAGGCUGUCGCCCAAACCCGGCCGCAAGGAGCGACAAGGACGUAGUGCCAAGAGGGCGAUGUCCCCCUCCCCAGCACCUCCCCCUACUGCACGGCCCUCACAGCGAGAGACCAGAGAGCCAGUAAAAGAGGCCAUGAGCCCAUCUGUGGCAGAAAGUCUACGUGCAACGUUUGCUGCGUUCCUGUGGCACGAAGGCAUCGUGCACGACGCAAUGGCUUGUGCUUCAUUCCUCAAGUUUCAUCCGACACUGCCCAAGCAAGGAGCUAUGGUGGUCACCCGCCAUUCUGACAGAAACAAGCCGACAGUUCAGCGUCAUUCUGUAGAGGUGAGCACAGCUGGCAGCUACCUCCACAUCAAACCCUCCACCCUUGAGACAUUGGCUAGGUCAGCAGCCAAUGCCAAUGCUAACAGACACCGCAGCAAGAAGAGUUCUGCAUCCCCUCGCAUCAUACAGGAGGAGGUGCCUCAGGCUUCCAUAAUAGAAGAGGCUAUCAAGAAGGAGCCAAAAGAGGCCGAGCUCCAAACUGUCACAGUGUUACCACCUGCACUGCGUUGUUUGGUAUUUCUGUGGGAAGAACUCACCACCAGCUGCUUACAGGCGUUUGCCUCAAAUGCUUGCCUGCCGAGCCCAUCCCAGCCAAUGAGCACGUCGAUGUUGAAGAGUGUCACAGGGGGAGGAGAGACGAAACUGAAAUCUCGCAAGAAGAAGGAAUGGAAACCUGCUGGGUCUGCAGACAUUGCUGGUUCAUCAGAUAGAGGCAGCACCAUACACAAAGCUCCGUGUGAACUGUGUGGAGGCAUCUACCCCCAGCCCAUCACUUAUCACAUGAGACAGGCCCACCCUGGCUGCGGAGCGCACGCAGGAGGUAAGGGCUACAACUCUCGAGGUAACUUCUGCGUAGGCUGGGCAGGUAACUGCGGUGACGGAGGGGUGGGGGGAAGCUCCUGGUACCUUGUGUGUGAGGCGUGUCGAGACAAGUACCUGCAGGCUAAGAAACAGCAGACAGCCAAGAAGACCACCCGGAAGAAGACAACCAUCAUCGCACCAGCUGUGGCCAAAGUCAGCUCGCCUGCCUCAGAAAUACCUGCUCUAUCAUCCAGCCAGUGCAGUUUGGAGACACAUAUUGUGAUGAAGAACAAUGCGAUGUUUCUGUUGGAACUGAGCUCUGGAACGUCUUCGCAGACUCUAAAUCCGAGUCCUCCAGACUCCGGAAGCCCCUUCCCCCAUCCUGGACCCCUGCUGUGUCUGCACGCUCUGGGAGCUCACCCCGGGACUCUGGACGACCAUGGACACUUCCCUCAGGAGGUGAUUGUGGGGAGAGGCGGCCGGAGAGAUGUCGACCCCACGGCCACUUACUCUCUGGUGUCAGACACGGUGACCAGCGACAGUGACAGUGACAGCAGCAAGGGUCGGCUGUUCCAUCGCUCCGUCUCCAUGGGAACCAAUGGAGCUCCAUGGAGCCACAAGGAAGGCGAUAAUCGAGUUAUCAUGAUGCGUAAACGCAACAACAGCACCUGUGACGUUGGUAACGAGCCUGUGUCCUCGCUACUGUGCCACCCGUCGGCCGCCCUACAGAAGCUGGUCCCGUCACUGUCCCAAUCUGCGAUCGUGGGUCAGGCCGGAGACAGGCUGGGUCAGAGCUUGGACAUCAUGGGACGUCCUGUGCUGCAGUUCCUGCUUCAGCAACACAACCUGCAUUGCCUCCAGGCAGCCAUGAAGAGAGCUCUGCAUAAAGCCACUUGUCGGGUGUACGCCAUGCAGGCUCUCAACUGGCUGCUGAGGAGUGUAACGCAGACGACCUGUAUCCACGACCUGUUGUGGUGGUUUGUGGCAGCUCUGACCCCAGCACCUCCUGAGGCUGAACCUCCAUUGGCAGCCAAGGAUGAGGCUGCAGAACCAAAAACUGACAAGAAGGAGGAUCAGGACGUGGCUGCAGUCUGUGAACAUCCUCUCAGUGACCUGAGCUUGGCUGGGGAGAGUGUCCAGCCUUUAGCUUCUACAUUCCACACUCUGCUACAAACUAUAGCUGACCUGAUGCUGCUGCUACCGAUGGGCUCAGCACUACAACAAAUGGCCGUCAGGUGUUGGGGGAUACGAUUCACUCAGUCUGACCACAUGUUUCUUCACAGGAGCCACGUGUUCAGCAACAUCAGUAAGAUCCUGUCCAGGUCUGAGGAAGAACAAGAUGACACCAGUCUAAGUCUGCAGGAGAGUCACCUGUCUACCUACUCACAGGUCCACAGUUUUGUAGAGACGUUGAAGGAUUUGACAGCAGGAGUGGAGAUUAAGGCGUCCUCACGUCAAGCCAUGGUUGGUAGCCUCACGGACAACUCAACCGAAACUUUCUGGGAGUCUGGAGACGAAGAUCGCAACAAGACCAAAACACUUACAAUCACAUGUCCAGCACACUCCAGCAUGCACAUGGUCUCCAUCCACAUCGAUAACUGUCGAGACCUGGCUAACAAAGUGUCCAGUGUGACGUACCAGUCCGGCCCCAACAGUGAGGAGUUGUACAAGAUUAGAACAAUCGAGGUGGAGAGUCGAGCUACAGGAUGGUUUAGCUGUCCAGUUGUUGAUCGAGAACACAGUGUGGUGAGACUGGAACUGAAAGGUCCGGACAAUUCUCUGCGGCUCCGUCAGAUCAGAGUGUUGGGCGAGGCGGAGGGAGAACCACUGAGACAGGGUCGCCAACACAGUGCUGCCACCAUACAACAGCGAAACACCGAGGCAGAGACACUCAAAGUGUUCAGACUCAUCACAUCACAGGUGUUUGGAAAGUUAAUAACUGGAGAACAAGAAGAACCAACAAUUGAGGAGACCAAUGACCUCAAAGAACACAUGGUUGGCAUUUUGUUUAGCCGCAGCAAGCUUACCCAUCUUCAGAAACAGGUAUGCACACACAUAGUGCAGGCCAUCCGGAAAGAGACAAUAGCUCUGCGGGAAGAGUGGGAGACGAGGCUGUGUUCCGGAGUAGCAGCCAGCGACACUCCGGACACUUACUGCUUUGAGAUGCUCUCCAUGGUGCUGGCCCUGAGUGGGUCUAGUGUGGGUCGUAGCUACUUGGCACAUCAGCACAGCCUGCUGACUGAUCUGCUGAGCUUACUACACACAGGGUCGGCACGAGUACAGCGCCAGGUGACGCUACUACUGCGCCGUAUGCUGCCAGAAGUUGCACCACAGACAUUGGCUCAUCUGACUUGUGUGCCUCGCCUACCUCCCUCGGACUUCAGCGCUGUGACUACCAGCAAGAGUGACGACGACGAGUUUGACCCCCAUAGGAUUGGUAUCCUGGAUGUGUUCCUGAGCGUUGUGGCGAAGGCGUUGACAGUGCAGGUGAAAGUGAAGGCUCGUGAAGGCAAGGGUGUAACGUCUGUCACCCUAGCAACGGCCAUCCACCCGCGCGACCCCAUGGGUAAACGAUGGUGGCUUCGGGGCUGCAUCACCCGGAAACUGGCCGAGGACAUCAUACAGCUCAUCAAGGACAUGUCUUCGGGUAAGCUGUCUGAGGUAUGGGCACGUGUGACUAAGGGCGCCAUUGCUGAAAACAUCAUGAACCUGACUAAGUUGUCGGAGGUACAGCGGUCACCUGGUGAGUGUGUACGAUGUCCCACGCUUUGGCUCUCGCUCGCCUCAUUGUGUGUGCUGGACAACGAUCACGUUGAGCGUCUGUCGUCUGCACAGUGGCGUAACAGUGCUGAUGGUAACCCGCCGCCUCCCAGGCCAACAUGCAGCAACCAUGAUGAUGGAGAGACACUAGCUAUCAUUCAGUGCAACAUUUGCGGAAGUCUGUGCGCCGACUGUGACCGGUUCCUACAUUUGCACCGGCGCAUGCGCAUGCACCACCGUCAGGUCUGCAAAGAAGAAGAGGAAGCAGUAAGGGUGGACCUACACGAAGGUUGUGGCCGUACCAAACUGUUCUGGGCUCUGCUGCUGGCCGACUCCUGUACUCUAAAGGCGAUGGUGGAGUUCCGAGAGGGGGCCCGAGUGAGCGGGCGGGGGCCAGGGGUGGUGUCUGGGGUGUGUCGUUUCUGUGGGGCCACUGGGUCGUCGGGGCUGCUAGCCAUCGGCAACAUCUGUGCUGACCAGGAGUGUCAGGAGCAUGCUCACAAUGUGUGUACUAAGAUGUUAGUGUGUGGGCACUUGUGUGGAGGAAUCGCUGGGGAACCUGAGUGUCUGCCUUGUCUACAUGGUUGUUCAGGAGACUCGACUCUCAAGCAGGACGCUGAUGACAUGUGCAUGAUAUGCUUCACUGAAGCCAUCUCAUGCGCUCCUGCUAUACAGCUCAAGUGCGGCCAUGUCUUCCAUCUUCACUGCUGUCGUAGCGUGUUAACUCGCCGAUGGGCCGGACCUCGCAUCACCUUUGGCUUCUCUCAAUGUCCCAUUUGCAAGGCUCCAAUCGAACAUCCAGUUUUGGCUGAGUUGCUGUCUCCUAUACAGUCUUUGUAUGAGGACGUGAGACGCAAGGCACUCAUGAGACUAGAAUACGAGGGACUAGACAAGGGACGUCCAGAUCCUGCCUCCUACGCCAUGGAGCGAUACGCUUACUACGUCUGCUUCAAAUGCACUAAGGCAUACUACGGAGGAGAGGCUCGUUGUGACGCAGAACUCGGAAGCGGAGAAUUCGACCCGGCAGAGCUGGUGUGUGGGGCGUGUUCGGACGUGUCGCGUGCCCAAAUGUGUCCCAAACACGGCACUGACUUCCUAGAGUACAAGUGCCGCUACUGCUGCUCCGUCGCUGUCUUCUUCUGCUUUGGAACCACUCACUUCUGUAACGCUUGUCACGACGAUUUCCAGCGUGUCACAAACAUUUCCAAACAUGAAUUGCCAUCUUGCCCAGCUGGCCCCAAAGCCAAGCAGUUGGAGGGAGACGAGUGUCCACUUCAUGUCAAACAUCCUCCAACAGGGGAAGAGUUUGCGCUUGGUUGCGGCGUCUGCCGUAACGCCCACACGUUCUAACACGCCUGAACACGUCUUCACCUCACCAGCUGUGCUAAUAUUACUACCACUAGUCAAAUUGCAACUUGAAGCUCUCUUUCCAUUCUAGGAAACAAUGUUUUUAUUUCUGAAUUAAAAUUAGGAUAAAGCUUUUCUUAAAAUAAUUAUUCCAAUGUCUAUGUAUGGUAUAAGUAAUUGAUUUGACUUUUUGGCUUUCAUUUGAUGUCGUGAACAAAGAAAUGUUAUCGAAAAAUGUUAUCAAAUAAAGUAAC